AUGGAAAUAAGUGGCUUCCUCUACGAUAAUUUACCUUAACCUUAAGAAAAUCACGAAUAGAUUUCAGAAGAUUGUCAUCUAUACAGAACUAAAUCGAAAUACAUUAAAUCUAUAUUCAGAAUUUAAAGUCCAGACCCAUCAAUUCAGGAAGACUGUUUCUCUAAUGGAAACGAUUAAUCAUUUGAAAUUGGUUAGGGGGAAUUUCAAUAUGUUAGUGAAGAAAAGAAUUCAAAUAAAAAAGAAUAAUUCAAAGGAUUUACCAAGAGAGCUCAAAAGACCAAGAAACUUGAAAAGAAGAGAAAAUUGAAAAAUGGACCUCUAUCAGAAACAGAAUUUAUAGACAUUAUGAAAAAGUUAGAACAAUGUCAGUAGGUGAUGAAUAUGAUAGACAAUAUGGUCACCAUAUUGAAUCAAUUUAAAGGAUCAGUCCAACAAUAGACAACCCAAAGUUGA
Paramecium tetraurelia is the source of this 453-nucleotide messenger RNA. RefSeq lists its product as uncharacterized. The record is from RefSeq and is a predicted model, not a curated record. The transcript has a single exon. NCBI's taxonomy places the organism in Eukaryota, Ciliophora, Oligohymenophorea, Peniculida, Parameciidae.